AUGGCAACAUCACGAAUAAGUAAUACUACAAGUUUAUCCUCAAGUAUACAUGAACGGCGUCAAGUACAAUCUCGAAUACGUGCGCUUCAGCAACGAACUAAUGCUAUAUAUGAAGAAUUAUCUCGUUCAUCAUCAGUUGCUAAAACAGCUGUUCAUGAUGUUGAACGAGCUUAUAUGACAAUAACAAAUGAAUAUCGAGAACAACGUAAUAAACUUUUAGAAAAUCUUCAUCACGUCAACAAAAAUAUCAAAGAAUCAACACAUGAACUUGAUGGUAUACGUAAAAGUUUACAUACAGUUCAAUCAUUUCGUUUACCAUUAAAUUCACCAAGAUAUUCAACUAAUUAUGAAGUACAUGAAAUGAAUGCUAUGGUUGAUAAUAUUGAACGUGUACUCAAUAAAAUAUCACAACAACUUAAACAAUUUCAUUUUAUACCUUCACAUGGUCAUGCAAUGAGUAAAACACUUGGUACAGUACGUGUUAAAGAUACUGAUCGUAAAGAAACAAGAUUAACAUCACCAGGAUCUUCUAUUAAUCAAUAUUAUUCAACAGAAAAUCUAUAUGUUUAUAAACUUUAUACAAUUGAUAUAGAUAUAUGUGCAAAAUGGGUUAUAUCAACAAUAGAACAACGAAUAUUUUUAUGUGAUACUGAAGGUGAAGUACGUAUAUAUUCAUAUUCACGUCAUCUUCGUCGACAACCUUUAUUAACAGAACGUUUUCAUUUAUCUAAUAUACGUUUAAUAUCAUCAUUUACAGUAACACAAGAUUAUUUAAUUGCAUUUGAAAUUGAUACACAAAUUUUAACAUUACAUACACAUCAUGGUGCAUUAAUUUUACGUUUAUUUUUUCCAUAUGAUCCAAUAAUGAUAGUUCGUUGUGAUUAUAAUAAAAAAAAUCAAAUAUGGACAUGUUGUCGUACAAAACGACAAUGUUAUCAAUUUAAUAUAAAUCAUAAAAUCAAACAAGUUAAUCUUUUAGAUGAAUUAGAUUUUACAAAACCCAUAUCAAAUAUUUUAAUUGAUCCUGUUGGAAUAUCAUGUGAUGAACAAGAUCGUGUUGUUGUACAUGAUGUUAAUACGACAACAGCAGAUCGUUUAUUACUUUUUACGAAUAAUCAAAAUAGUAUAAUAUCACUUGAUUUUGUAAAAUAUUUUGAUAAACUAUCAUCAUCAUAUAUUGAACGUGUUUUAUUAGUACCUAAACAACCAAAUUUAAUUGUUAUUGUUUAUGUUCCACAAUCACCAAUAACAAAUAUACAUGAAAUAGUUAUUGUUGAUAUUAGUUUACAACCAGCACAAAUACUUUAUUGUUUAUCAGAAGCAAAUGGUAUACAAAGUAUAGAUGUAACAUCAAAUGGUGAAUUAGUUUAUACAGUUACAACACCAACAAAUAAACGAACACCACCAAAAAUGCAUAUUUAUAGUUUAAUUUAUUAA
Messenger RNA from Rotaria sordida, 1437 nucleotides. The record is from the annotation of a GenBank genome assembly. NCBI's taxonomy places the organism in Eukaryota, Metazoa, Rotifera, Eurotatoria, Philodinida, Philodinidae.